AUGAUAACUUCACUUAAAGAUGCAGUUGAACAAUAUAAUGUAGAAUGUUCUGAAACUUGUGCCCUAAUGGAAAAUUUUGAAGAUGGUAAUUUUGUUAUUGUAAUUGCAAGUCCAUUAAUGAAAAGAAUAAGCUCUGGAUUGGACGAAAGUGGGGAAAUUUUAUUUAUUGACGCAUCGGGGAAUGUCGAUCGUUAUGGUUGUAAAAUUUUCCUUAUAUACACAAAUAGCUGUGCAGGUGGACUACCAGUUGGUACUUUAAUUUUAACAAGUGAAUCAACUUCAAUAAUUUCCAGAGGCUUAAAGCUCUGGACCAAUUUAUUUUCCUCAAGUGCGUUAGGUGGAAGAAGCAAAAGAGGUCCAAAAGUUUUCAUGACUAAUGAUUCAAAAGCUGAGAGAAAUGCAUUGAAUGAAAUUUUUCCAGAAGCAACACUUUUACUCUGUAUAUUCCAUGUUUUACAGGCAACAUGGAGAUAUUUGUGGGACUCAAAUCAUGGUAUUAUUUUACAACAUCGUCAAACACUUUAUAAUGAAAUUAAAAAUAUGAUGUAUUCAAAAUCGAAUGAAGAACUAGAAUCAUUAUAUACCAAAGUUAUACAGAAUACUUUAACCAAAAAGUACCCUAAAUUUGAGUCUUAUGUUUUAAAUCUUUACAAAAGACGUCAUGAAUGGGCACUUUGUCUUAGGAAAUCUAUCAUAACACGUGGACAGAACACAAACAAUAUUAGUGAAGCUGGUGUUAAAAUUGUAAAAGAUACUAUACUGGAUAGAACUAAGGCAUACUCACCAGUAUAG
Messenger RNA from Macrosiphum euphorbiae (potato aphid), 792 nucleotides. The record is from the annotation of a GenBank genome assembly. Lineage: Eukaryota; Metazoa; Arthropoda; Insecta; Hemiptera; Aphididae.